UCUCUCGUGCCGGUUUCCAGUCAGCCGCGCGCGGAUUGAGUCAAGUGAAGCUACCGAGAGGUGGUGUUGACCGACCGCAGCAGGUUUUCAGUGAGAAACCUGAAUACAUCUGACUUCUCGAGGCAACUGACAGCAACGCGGAGACCUUGUUUUUUAACGGAAGGCUCAGCGGUGCCGGAGUUAAGGCGACGCGACCGAGAGAAGAAGAAGAAGAAAGUAAAUCCCGAAGUGAGCUUGAGGAUCAAAGCUAAUGCUAACUCGGCUAGGCAAUUGCUAAAUAAUUAUACGGAAACUCGUGUCGUUAUUUUUUUUCUUUUCUAGUCGCUUGUUUUGACAUAACCGCCGUGGUUACAGAGUAGAUAGUUGUUGUAGGGGGGGGGGAGAGAACUGUUAAGUUAUAUGUUGCAUUUAAUUAAAACAGCGAGGUCUUUAGCUUUUACAUUUUAGGCCACAAGCGACUGGUGUUCACUUAGCAAGAUUAGCUACAAUAGCCGGUGUUAUUGAGGUUACACCGGCUCUGCGCUCUUCAAGACAGCUGAUAUUGAUAAACAUAGUUCGCUUUCGAAGCAACGAGAGGCAUCGGUGUUUUGUAAGUUAGCUUUACACUUGGUACUGUCUGAGCCUUGUGCUUCGCAAUGCUGAAACAACAGCAGCAACCCGGCUCAGGCGGGAGAAAGGCGUCCAACGGAACCUCGGGCCCCGGUGGGAUGUCUUCCCCAGUCAGCGGCAUCAACAGCGGCAACAGGACACCGGCCGGCAGGAAUCGGACAACUGCAAAGCCAACAUUCCAGUCAUCUCCGGUGUUUGAGGGUGUGUACAACAAUGCCAGAAUGCUUCAUUUUCUCACAGCUGUUGUGGGUUCAACCUGUGACAUAAGAGUGAAGAACGGCAGUGUAUUUGAAGGCAUAUUCAAGACUCUCAGUUCUCGGUGUGAGUUGGCUGUGGACGCCGUACACAAACGCAGUGAGGAGGAGGGCUCAACAUCAGCUCUGCCACGGAGGGAGGAAAUCACAGACACAAUGAUCUUCAGCCCCUCAGACCUGGUGACUAUGAUCUGCAGAGAUGUUGACCUCAACUAUGCUACCAGAGACACCUUCACAGACACCGCUAUCAGCUCCACCCGCGUCAAUGGAGAACACAAGGAGAAGGUUUUGCAGAGAUGGGAGGGAGGAGACAGCAAUGGAGAGAGUUACGAUCUGGAAAAUGAUGCAUCCAAUGGCUGGGAUGCUAAUGAGAUGUUCCGUUACAAUGAAGUGAAAUAUGGAGUUACGUCAACAUAUGAUUCCAGCCUUUCCAUGUAUACUGUGCCCCUGGAGAAAGGCAACUCUGAGGUCUUCCGGCAGAGGGAGGCACGUGCCGCCCGUCUGGCCAGUGAGAUUGAGUCCAGCCCCCAGUAUCGGCAUCGUGUCGGCCUGGAAAAUGAUGAAGGCAAAAGUGAGGAGGACAAGUACAGCGCUGUGGUCAGGGAUGGCGGCGAUCGCGAGAGGGGCCGUGAGAGCCCCCGUGACAGAGAGCGCGAAAGGGGCCGAGACAGCCCUGGAGCCAGUAACAGGGAGGGCAAGUACAUUCCAUUACCUCAACGGCAGAGAGAGAUGAACCGGGAGCGGGAGCGAGCUGAGAGAGGUCCUGGCGGGCCUCCACCCCACAACCGUCUAAGCGGAGGUUAUCGCUCUACUGCUCCAUCCUCCUCUUCUCCCAGACCCCCACUGCCCUCUGCUGCUGGGCCUCAGCCCGGUGUCUCCCCGUCAGACAGAAACAGCCCUCUCUCAGGCCGAGGCGGGGCCUAUGCUCCCCACCACCCCCAGGGAAGCCCAAGCCCAGGCCCGGGCUCUGGCCCUGCGAGCCCGUACACUCCUGCCUCUCCAGGAGGACCAGCAGGCACGCCAGGCUCUGCUUCUGCUGCCCCAUCCCCAGCCAGCCCCCCUGCCUCACACGGACACACAGUCCCUCAUUCCCACUCACUCCCACACUCGCUUUCUGAAGCUGGCAGGCCUGUUAAUGGAGUCUCUGCCAGAACAUCUCCCAAAGCCCAAAGACCUCCACAGUCAAGCAGAACAGUCCGUGCUGCGAACUCACACUCUCAGUCCACAGCUACUCGCUCUCCUAAAUCAGGCUCUUCCCAGGACCCGCCUUAUUUGGACACAUCGUCCGUCUCCCUGCCUGCCCAGAAGACGUCUGGCCCCGCCCCCCUCUUCCCCGUUGAUGUGAAUGAGAUCCUUGGCGCAGCUGCGAAAGAGCGCUCAGCUGAGAGCCCCAGCAGCACAGAGGAAAACAAGAGUAGCAAAGCUCCCUCAGUUCAGCAAAGGUCGCAGAUUGAGGAGCUGCGGAAAUUCGGCAAGGAAUUCAGGCUCCAGGCCAGUGGAGGCAGCUCAAGCUCUCCCAGCUCUCCAGCAGCAGCAACCCCUCCUGCUGUCAGUGAGAGCGCCCAAUCCAGCGCAGCCAAACCCUCAACAUCAGAUGCUCACCCUGCUUCAGAGGCCAAACCUCAGCCUCCAGCUCCCACUCCUGCCCAGCCCCAACUUCAGUCUUCACCAGCCCCUGCUGAGGACCCCACCAAGGACACCACGGCUACACCUGGUGCUGCAACAGCUGCCGCCACAGUGCCCGACAGGCAUUCACCAGCUGUCCCGCAGCCAGCCAGGACCCCGGGAAGUGAGGAGUCAACGGAGCGGCCAGAGGGCGUGCCAGACCAAGUAAAGAAAUCAACCUUAAACCCCAACGCUAAAGAGUUCAACCCUAUCAAACCUCAAAUGCCUAUGGCGAAGCCCAACACUGCGCCCACCCCACCCAGGCCAACUCCGCCAAGCCCAGUGGUCCUUCAGCACCCAGGCGGACAGGGACCACUCUACAACACCCCCUACCUCUCCUAUGUAUCACAGAUCCACUCUGUGCAGCCCCCACAAAUGUACCAGUACACCAUGUCUACAGUCAGCCAGGGAAAAUACCCCAGGACCAAAGGCUCAGUGGUGGCUCAGCGCUCUGACCAUGGUACUUCAGCACCCCCCAUGAUGCAAGCUGCAGCGUCAGCAGCCGGGGCCCCAUUGGUAGCGUCCCCCUACCCUCAGUCCUACCUUCAGUACAACCCACAGCAGUAUGGGCAGCAGCAGGUCAUCCAGGCCAUGACACCGUACCCUGGACAGCCGAUGUACUCCAUGCUGCAAGGUGGAGCCAGGAUGAUAGGUCAAGGCGGGGGUCCCCACCCGCAAGCCCUGGGACCUCCCGCAGGCCCCCAGUUCCCUUCACAGGGAGACGGACCUCAGGGACCACAGCAGGGCAUCUACGCUGCACAGUCCUUCUCCCACCAUUCAGGUGCAGUUCAUCAGCCGCAGCCCUCCAGUACUCCGACAGGCAACCAGCCACCUCCCCAGCACGCUGCUCCUAGCCCUGGACAGAACACCCAGUCAGGCCCACAGCCCCAAUCCUUGUACCACUCAGGUCCCCUGUCAGCACCCACCCCACCCAACAUGCCGCCGGGCCACACGUCUCCACAGGGCUCUUACCCCAUUCAGGGCUACAUCCACGGCCACCAGGGAAUCCCACAAUCAUAUCCCCUGGGACAGAUAGCACAGGCCCACGUACAGGGAGCCAUGUCAGGUCCCCACCACUCUGGAGGCCACGGUCAGCCCCAGUUAGUGAUGUUGCAGCCACCUCCUCAGCAGGGCCCCGGCUCAGUGCCCCAGCACCCCCAGCACGGACCUCAGCAAGGAGCACACCAACACUUUUACAUAGGCCAUCCACAAGGAAUGAGCCCCAACAUCCCCACUGCCUGCUGGAUGUGAGGCCCAGACCGAGCGCGACUUA
Morone saxatilis (striped sea-bass) is the source of this 3801-nucleotide messenger RNA. Its product is annotated as ataxin-2-like protein. Gene Ontology annotation, cellular component: cytoplasmic stress granule. The record is from RefSeq and is a predicted model, not a curated record. NCBI's taxonomy places the organism in Eukaryota, Metazoa, Chordata, Actinopteri, Moronidae. The transcript is spliced from 23 exons. Gene Ontology annotation, biological process: cytoplasmic stress granule assembly. The coding region runs from base 636 to 3779 and encodes 1047 amino acids. Gene Ontology annotation, molecular function: RNA binding.